Molecule: messenger RNA, 2443 nt
Organism: Temnothorax curvispinosus
Lineage: Eukaryota; Metazoa; Arthropoda; Insecta; Hymenoptera; Formicidae
Product: gastrulation defective protein 1 homolog
Exons: 2
Coding region: 151-2142 (663 amino acids)
Biological process (GO): regulation of DNA double-strand break processing
Cellular component (GO): nucleus; site of double-strand break
Molecular function (GO): protein binding
Source: RefSeq, a predicted model, not a curated record
CUUAGGCUUCUCUCUUGUCAUUAUUCGACCAUCGGUUUGGUUACUCCAAAAUAUUCACAACAAACCAUAACAAACUUCAGAAGACGCAUAUAAUUGCGAAUGUAGGAACUGCAUGUGGAUUUAAUAGCCGAGUCGCCGUCGUCCAAAAAUAUGAAUUCGAAGAAGAUCAUAACCUUCGGCAAGAUAAGCGCCAGUUUGGAUAAACCGGCGCCCGAGGCACCCGUCGAGACCUCCGGAUUCGGCACUUUCGGCAAGAAACGCGAGGAGAACAAUGUGAAGAAGAUGGACGAGAUCAAGCCGGAGGACGAGGAGGAGACUCAAAAUAUGCAGAAGUUGAUGGGCAUCACGGGCUUCGGUAAGAAAGCUAAAUCCUUCGACGUGCAGGAGAUGCUGGAGAACAUCACCAAGACCAUCAGCAGCAAUAAAGCAGCCGUAGUCGAGAAGGAAAGAUCCGACGAAGUCGCGGAAUCCAAAGAGGACGAGGUGAGCGACGACGACGACGACGAUGAUGAUGAUGAUUUCAUUGGCCCACCAAUACCAUCUUUGCCAGUUACUUCAGAAGCAAUCAAAGAUUCAAUUGCAGAAAAGAAGAAGGUUGAGAAGAAUGAAAGCGACGACGAUGACGACGACGACGACGAUAAAGAAUCAUCGGACACUGAAGGGGAAGAAGAGUUAACAUUGAGGGACAAGAUCCCUUGUUCUCACGAGGUUUCGAUGACUCACGGCACUAAAGCGGUGAUCGCCAUCGCCGCGGAUCCAUCCGGAGCUCGACUGGCGUCCGGAUCCAUCGACUACGACGUCUGUUUCUGGGAUUUCGCCGGCAUGGACACGUCCAUGAAGAGCUUCAGGACCUUGCAGCCCUGCGAGAAUCAUCCCAUCAAGUGUCUGCAGUAUUCCACGACCGGGGACGUGAUCCUGGUGAUCUCCGGAGCCGCGCAGGCGAAGGUCCUCGACCGGGACGGUUUUGAGAAAUGCGAGACCGUCAAGGGCGAUCAGUACAUCACGGAUAUGGCGCGCACCAAGGGCCACACCGCCAGUCUGAACAGCGGCUGCUGGCAUCCGUUCGCCAAGGAGGAAUAUAUGACCUGCUCUCAGGACAGCACCUGCCGGAUAUGGAAUCUGUACAGGCCGCGCGGACACAAGAGUCUGAUAAAGUGCAGGGCGCAGAACGGCGUGAAGACCAUUCCCACCACGUGCGCCUACAGCCGGGAAGGCGCGGCCGUUGCGUGCGGUUGUAUAGAUGGCUCGAUCCAGAUGUGGGACCACCGAAAGACUUUCGUGAACCCGUCCCUCGUGCUGCGAGGCGCGCACGCACAAUCCAGCGAGGUGUCCAGCCUGAGCUUCUCGUAUCUCGGACAGAUGUUGGCGAGCAGGGCCUGCGACGACACUCUGAAACUGUGGGACUUGCGGGCGUUCAAAACGCCGAUCUUCGAGGCUAAAGGACUGUUCUCGCGCUACGACACCACGGAUUGCAUGUUCAGUCCGGACGACUCGAUGAUCGUCACGGGAGAAUCUCUGAACAAGGGGGAGACGACCGGCAGGGUGCUGUUCUACGACAGCAAGACGUUCGACCUGGUCAGAGAGAUCCCCGUGACGAACUCGCACGUGAUAAAGACUCUGUGGCAUCCGAAAUUGAAUCAGGUGUUCGUCGGCUGCGGCAACGGCAUCGUCAAGGUGUAUUACGAUCCGAAGAAGAGCAUGAGGGGCGCCAAGCUGUGCGUCGUCAAGACGCACAUGAAACAGAAGCACAUUGAGAUAAUGUCUACCCAGCAGAUUAUAACGCCUCACGCGCUACCCCUGUUCCGUCAGGACAGGCCCAAGUCGGUACGCAAGCAGAUGGAGAAGGACAGGCUCGAUCCAAUGAAGUCGAGGCGUCCUGAUCUGCCCAUCACUUCCGGCCAGGGUGGCAGAGUCGCGUCCUCCGGAGGGACGCUCAGCUCCUACGUCAUCCGCAAUCUCGGGCUGAGUAAGCGGAUUGAGGACGACCAGGAUCCUAGAGAAGCUAUUUUGAAGUACGCAAAGAUAGCCGAGGAAGAACCAUACUGGAUCGCGCCCGCGUACAAGAGAACGCAGCCAAAAACGAUUUUUCAAAACGACGAUCAGGCCGAGAGCGGGCCGAGCAAUAAGAAACAAAAAACUUAGACUUGUACUCGCUUUGUAUAUACGCGCUGUUUAAUUAUAUAUGUAUAUCCAUGUACAGUACAUGUAGCAAAUUAAUCGAAGGAGAACGUAACUUUGUUGUAAAUGUUGUGUUACAAGAUAAUAUUGUACAUAAUACAUUAUAAUCUCUUUUAGUAUAAUUCAUAUAAUUGCGCUAAAAUUGCUUUUAAAUAUUGAUUUAACAGACCAUUAUUUAAAGGUAAAACACAAGGUAUUGAUGGUAUUGAUUAAUAAGAUUUAUAAUAUAUGUAAUUCGUUGUCUUAAAUCUUAAAUUAAAUUAUU